CCUCCAGAGCCCCACUGUGCUCCUUUCCCUGGCCCCGGGGCCAGCUGGGCCCUGAGCAAACGGGGCUGUUUGCUCACGCCAGGAUUAGCCGCUCUCUUUGUUCCUUUGACUUUCUCCUCCCUUUAUGCUGGACCCUUUUAUGGGGGCUUCAAAGGGGGCUGGGAGCCCCCUCCCUGGCCCUGGAAGCCCAGGUUUGCUUCCCAUGCCCCCCCUGCCUUGCACUGACAUCCUGGGGGUGCCCACCGAGCACAUCUGGGUGGCCUGCGGGGACAGCAGCUGUGCCACCCGUCCACGGUCUCCCCCCCACCCCCGCCCCCCCCUCCGCCGCCUGGCACCUCCGGCUGCCCUCGUCACCUUGGCGAAGUGGGUGCGAACGGCUGGCCCCCCCGCAGUGGGAUUCCCGGCACUUUGCACCCUGUAAAGAGAGGUGGGAAACUUGGCACCGGGAUCUGGCCAGCUGCACAGCCCCGCGGCCCCCACCUGGCUUCCUGCCCCCUGCCAGAGCCCUGCCCGCCUCGGCCGGAGCCCCCAUGCCCCUCCGGGGUCCCUGAGCCUCACUCACUGCCCCCAAACCCCCUUCCUCCACAGCACGCGGCAUCCCUGGAUUUGGGCUGGUGGGAACAUGGUGGGCCAGCAGCAGGGGCUCCCCCCCACAUCCCCCUCUGCCCCCCCGGCAUGGGCAGCAAAUGCUGGCAUUGCCGUUUCCAGCAGAAGAAUACCAGGCUGCCCACAGGCAUGGGCUCCAGCUGCCUGCCAGCUUCUGUCGCAGCUGCAAAUGAGCAUUUUGGAGUGAAGGGACUACUGUAGGCACCUCGGGGUGCCUCGGCGCCCGCUGGAGUCCAGCAGACCUCCAGUUUCCAGCUGCCCUCUGGUUUUCCCCUGAUGGGUUCAUUUGCCUAAUUACGAGGGCAAGCAGGGAGCGCGGGGCACCACAGCUCUCCAGCCUGGCAUCGUCAAUGGUUUUGCACCCAGGGAGGGACAGGGACCCGGGGAACGGCCGGGACUGGCACGGGGCCGGUGGCGGGAGCGGGGCCAGCGCUGGCAGAGGGGCUGAGGGUGCUGGCGGGCGCGUUUGCAGCUUGUCACGUCCGCAGAGACGGAGCACGGCCAUGCGGGGGAAGCCCGGCGGUGUUUGACCCCGGUGCUCGCGGCUCCCACCACCGCCAGCUGUGCCCCAAGCGAGCCGGGCUGCCAGCCUCGUCCCUGGAGCCGUGGCACCCGCCGGACCCUCCCAUCCAGGCACCCCGCAACCCGCAAGGUACCGGUGCCACCCUCACCCCCGGACGGGCACGGCCAAGGCGCUGACCACCGAGGCCCUGGCAGCCGAGCCCUCAGGCCAGGGGGCAGGUGAGCAGUCCCGGAGGGCGCCCGGGGACGCCCUUCCCGCGCCCCGAGCCAAGGGAGGAAGCGGCCGGAGGCAGGAAGCCGUCCCCCGGGCCCAGGGCCCCCGCUGCGAUUUUGCUCGAAGGUCAGCGGCGACACAACAGGAAAUCGCGCUGGGCGGCCGGGCCGGAGCCGGAGAGCCGUGCCGUGCCGCCCCGGGGGCACUUCUGGCCCCUGGCCCUCCAACCCGGCUGGGCGGCUCGCGGGGAGCCCGCACCACCGCCGUCCUCCAUGGAAGGGGGACGGGAGCCAGGGAGCAGCCGCUGGCCCCAGGGUGGAAGAUGCAGGGCCGAAGCCCCCAGCUGAGCAUGGAGCUGAACAGACUGCUCCUCCUCACAUCCUUCCUCCUGCACAUGGAAGAGGGCCAUGCCAACCCAACACGGCUGGUCUGCGACAACAGACUCAUCCAGAAGUACAUUGGGGAGGCCAAGGACAUGGAGAAGAGAGCGGGCCAGUGCCAGGCACUGCCCACACUCAGCUGUCCCACGGUGCUGCCCUUGGUGGACUUCAGCCUCCAGCAGUGGAAAUCCAAAUCGAAUGAGACCAAGCGGCGGGAGAUCCUGUGCGACCUGGCACUGCUGGUGGGUGCCGUGGCAGAGGCCCAGGGCCAGGUGACCGAGGAGUGCGGGGCCAGGCAGCUGAGCCAGCUUUACCAACACGCCAACUCCUUCCUCCUGCUCCUGCAGACCUUCAGCUGGGAGGCAGGACCCUGGGAGCCAGGCUGCUCCACACACUCCGUGGAACAGACCCACGUUACCAGCAUCUUCCUCACCUACCGGCAGCUAGUGCAGGGCAAGCUGCGCUUCUUCUUCCAUGACCUGGCCAAGGACUUGUGCAAGCAAGGCCAGGAAGGUGGCAGAGACCCUCAGUGCAGGGCCCGGUGAGGCUGCGCACAGAGUUCACCCCGAUCCCAGGUCAGAGAAAACCUGCUGGACACUGAGCUGUGCUCUGGGUGCCCAGGAAGGUGCCCGCAAGGAAAAGGUUGGCUCCUGUUCCUCAAGCCUUCAGCAACUGCACAACCCACAGAGGCAGACAGCGGCAACACACCUGCGCCAGCAGGCACAGGCCCUGCUCCCACCCAGGCAGGCACCUCUACUGUGAAUGCUUUAUGAUUAAAGAGCUAUUUUUCUA
Messenger RNA from Harpia harpyja (harpy eagle), 2514 nucleotides. It is a transcript of the gene THPO, whose product is annotated as thrombopoietin. The record is from RefSeq and is a predicted model, not a curated record. Bases 1665 to 2267 code for a protein of 200 amino acids. Gene Ontology annotation, biological process: cell population proliferation; positive regulation of hematopoietic stem cell proliferation; thrombopoietin-mediated signaling pathway. Gene Ontology annotation, molecular function: hormone activity; cytokine activity. Gene Ontology annotation, cellular component: extracellular region. NCBI's taxonomy places the organism in Eukaryota, Metazoa, Chordata, Aves, Accipitriformes, Accipitridae. The transcript has 6 exons.